CUCUUACUGUCCUUCUUCAUGUUCUCUCCAUCUCAUUAUCCACACACUCUCUCCCCUCUUUCCUAGAGACUCUCUCACGACCUCUCAAUCCUUACCCUUUCUUCAUGAUGUCCUCUUUUCUCUCCAUCUCUCUCCUCUUUUUUUUUUUUUGGUACAUCGGUGACUCACACACAACGAGUGUAGGUGCUACCCAUAAGAUCAAGAAGGAGAAGAGAAUAUAAUGGAGACGAAACCGAGGAGUGGUUGUCCCAAAUAAAGCCUCCGGAAUACUGAGCCAUAAAGGAUGCCACCCAAUCUGAUACAUUAUUUGUCUCUCUGUAGGCAUGAGCAGUUCGAUAGAAUGCGCACUCACCCAAAAGUUGACAGGUAUCGUGAAUCAGCGGCAUCCCACCGAGGCCUUCUCUUCUCUCUUUCAUACACGUUUUGCAUAGUCCAGCAGGAAUGUAGUUGGAUGGCACAACGGUGAUUUACUUUUGUUUCUUAAAUGGGUUAGGUUUGGGAAUUGUGCCGUGCCAAGCUUUUCAGCCCGGUCGACUUACUUACAUUGGAGUCAUCCAGGUUUCAGGCUAGUCUUGGCCCAAGCCUAGUCCAAAGCCCAAAAUAUCUUCUCGAGCUGGGACUAAGCGGUAGAAGAUCCCAACCUAACCGUUCCAACCCUAUGAAACACUAGUUAGAUUUGGGUGGGGUGAAGUAGUUGCAACCAUGUAUGAGGUGCCAAGAAUACGUAUGAUGGAAUGGAGGUGAAGUGGCCCAAUCGAGUCCUUUUUCUCUCUUCCUUCAGAUCCAUCCGCUUCCUCCUCUUUCUUCUUCUACUUCAUCUUUCUAGAGUGAAAUCCAGGACAUGGGGAAGUGAGGCGAUGCAUGGGGAAGCAAGGAAGAUAUGGUUUUCUUUUAGAAAAAGUCCAGAGAAGAUAUAAGUUUUCUAUGAUCGAGAUUAGGAGGCCGCAAGGUAACAUUUGGUAUCUGGUCCAAUUGUGAUUAAUUUGCAAUUGAACCAAAAACUCAUUCUUAGCCACCACAGCAUUAUGCAUAUAUUUUUAAAAAAUAACAUUGGUUAAUAAUUUGUACAUAUAUUUUUUAAAAUAAGACUAUCUUAAUAUAUAGUUUUCAUGCAUGCAGCCACACAUCCAUAACAAGGACAAACACACAUAAGAGAGAGAGAGAUUUGGCUACAUUUUCUUGCUUUUGCAAUAUUUCUCAUUGUGUGGGAUCGUUGUCUCAUUGUUUUUUUUUUUGAUGAUAUUUCAUGUAAAACUUUUGUAAUCCACUCAAACCAAACAAAAAAACUUCCUGAAUAUUGUUACUUAUGCUCGUGUCGUUAGGCCACUUUAUAUGAGUUCAAUGACCCCAAUGAAAUUGUUAUUUGCCAAAGAAAACCUUAAUUAUUUUAUUUUUACCAAAGAGAAAAUAGAAGGCUGUGAUGAAGAUUGUACCUUAAAAUCUCUCUCCUCGUCCUCCAGUCCCCGCCAUGGCUACCGUCCGGUGGCCGCGGGUCCUGACGCCUACCUACCUCGCCCAGCUGAUCCGCCGGCAAAAGAACCCCGUGACCGCCCUCCACCUCUUCCGGACCGCCCCUCUCCGCUACCCCGCGUACCGCCACAACUCCGUCGUCUACGCCGCCAUGGCCGACCAACUCCUCUCCAACUACCCCCUCCCCGCCUCCCCCUCCUCCACUCCCUCCUCUCCCAGAUGGCCCUCGACUCCUCCCCCGUUCCGAUCCCAUCUUCGCCCGCGCCAUCUCCUCCUCCCCCUCCCCCGCCGCCGCCCUCCCCCUCUUCCGCCUCCUCCCCUCUCCAACUGCCCCUCCUGGCCCCUCUCCUUCCUCGCCCUUCUCCGGCUUCUCCUCUCCCUCAACCCCGCCGACGGCCUCCCCCACGCCCUCCGCCUCCUCGCCGCCUUCGCUGGCCGCCGCGAGGCCUCCCUCGGCGCCCCCGCCCUCAACCUCCUCGUCGCUGCCCUCUGCCGCGCCCGCCGCCCGGACCUCGCCCUCCACGUCUUCGCCGACCUCGGCGCCCACUGCUGCUACCCCGACCGCGACACCUACCGCGCCCUUAUGCGCGGCCUCUGCGACGCCGGCCGCCUCGACGACGCCGUCCACCUCCUCUACUCCAUGCUCCGCCGCAUCUCCCAGAAGGGCUGCGACGCCGACGUCGUCGUCUACCGCACCCUCCUCGAGGCCCUCUGCGCCGCCGACCGCGUCGCCGAGGCCGAGCACCUCCUCGCCAAGGUCCUCUUGAAAGGGCUCCGGUACCCCCGGCGGCGCCGCGCGUUCCGGCCGCCGGAGCUCCAGGGCCGGAGCCUGGAGGACAUGAAGAGCAUCAUCGGCGACGCCUUGGUGUCUGGCGGCGUGCGGAGCCUCGCGAGCUACAAAGCGAUGGUCGUUGAUCUGUAUGCCGAGGGGAAGCUCGGGCACGCGGAUAAGCUGUUCGAUGAAAUGAUUCAGAGAGGGUUCCGGCCACCGGUUUCGGUGUUCGUGUCCAAGAUCGCCGCGCUGUGUAAAGAAGGAAGAGUGGAGGAUGGAGCGAGGGUGGUAGAGGUGGAGAUGAUGGAGAGGGAUUGCGUCCCGACUGUGAGAGCUUAUAAUUUGGUGAUGGAUGGGCUCUGCAAGGGAGGGAAGGCGACGAGGGCGGCCGGAUACUUGGACAGGAUGGACAGGCAGGUGGGUUGUGUUGCGAGCAAGGAGAGUUUUGAGCUUUUGGUUGAUGGCUUGUGCUCGGAAGGCCGGUUUCUUGAGGCGGCUCGAAUUCUGGAGAGGAUGCUGAGGAGGAGGUAUUGGCCUCAGAGUGCCAUCUUUGAUAAUGUGAUUCGAGGACUUUGUUCCAGUGGAAGAAGUUAUGAAGCUGUGCUGUGGCUGGAGGAAAUGAUCAGCCAAGGGAAGAUCCCUCAAGCUGAUGUCUGGACCUCAUUGGUGUCCAUGGUAUGUUUGGUUGAUGACUUGGUGAAAUCUUCUUCAUUUUGGGAUCUUCUGGAACAUGAGCCUAGCUGUUGACUUUGCCGUACCAACCAUACUAUACCAGUAUUAAACUGGUAAGUAGUAUGAAGGGCAUACUGAUACUCGGUAUGCUGAAUCAAUCUCUGUGCCGGACGUGAUAGAAUGAUAUCGGCACAGAGUCUGGUACCACGACGGCGAACUUUGACUAUAAAUAUUUAAUACUGCUGUAAAAAACAUAAAUGUAAUUAUGAAAAAUCCAUAUGAUUUAUCAAGAAAUAAGAUGACAAGUUUUUUUUUCUUUUGGUUA
Molecule: messenger RNA, 3239 nt
Organism: Phoenix dactylifera (date palm)
Lineage: Eukaryota; Viridiplantae; Streptophyta; Magnoliopsida; Arecales; Arecaceae
Source: RefSeq, a predicted model, not a curated record